This is a messenger RNA of Macrosteles quadrilineatus (aster leafhopper), 704 nucleotides long. RefSeq lists its product as uncharacterized. The transcript is spliced from 5 exons. The coding region runs from base 25 to 675 and encodes 216 amino acids. Lineage: Eukaryota; Metazoa; Arthropoda; Insecta; Hemiptera; Cicadellidae. The record is from RefSeq and is a predicted model, not a curated record.
AAGCCUAGAUCAUCUCAUAUCAGCAUGGAAAAACAUGAGCUUUCAGAGAGUUUCAUCAAGUCUUUUUCAAAUAUAGCCGUCAAUAAAGAGGAGAAUGGAAAUGAAGACAAAAAGAGAGGCUCUUCAAAAAAGAAAAUAACUGGAAAAAAUAUUAGUGUGCAACCUCAUGACGUGCUAGAGAAGUGUGAUGGACUGGAUGAGCUGAACCUAUCGUCUCCUGUUACUAAGAGAGAACAAAGAGGACGUCGUGGCAGAGGCAGAGGUCGUGGGUUUUAUAGAGUCAACAGUAGAAAAUCUGCUCCAGCAAGACCAAUACAAGAGUCAUCAAGUUCAACCGGAACUUCUGAUUCCGCUUCUUCUUCUGAUUCUGAAGAUGAAACUACCUCUGAAGACACCUCAGACUCGGACUCAGAAUCUACCUUGGAGAGUGGAACUAGCUUGUCUGGAAGUGAGGAUUCUCAGACAACUUACACAUCUCACUCGACCAACUCAGAAUCUGAAGAUUGUGACGACAGCUGUUCAUGUUGCUCUUGCUCCUGUUGUGAGGAUUCUUCAGUCUCUUCUACCUCUUACGAGUCAACUGAUGAUCUGACUGAUCUUCCCCGAGUGAAACGUGGAGGUCGUCUAGGCUCCAAGGGUAGCAAGAAGGUGGCUCAACACUGCGCUCAGUCUUAACUCAUUAGCCUUAAAGGCAAUGUUGAGGC